AUGGAUCUCAACUAUCGAUCAACCGAGACUUCCGUCGUGCCCUCACCUCUACCCCAAUCUGUUGGAUAUGGCGUCGUGGUUGCAGCUGGCUUGGCCUUUGCCUUUGGUAUGAUGGGCUUGACGGCCAUCUUGAAGAAGACAUUGAACGAAGACAAUUCUAAAGUGGAAACCUUCAUGGUUGCCAACAGAACAGUACGAACCGGCCUUGUCGCAUCGGCUGUUGUCUCGUCAUGGCUAUGGAGCACGGCGCUGCUAAGCUGCGUCCUCGUAACUUACAGCUACGGCAUCAGCGGCGCCUUCUGGUAUGGUGCUGGGUGCUCAACUGUCAUUGUCUUCUUCGGGUACCUGGGAACAGUUUGCAAGGGGCGCGUUCCUGAGGCUCAUACCAUUCUCGAGGUUAUUCGUAUCAGAUACGGAACUGUCGCGCACCUGAGCUUCACAUUCUUGGCUAUUGUGAACAACCUGCUCAAUACGAUCAACAUGAUCCUAGGCGCAUCGGCAGCCAUCUCGUUCCUAACCGGCAUGCACAUCAUGGCAUCGACCUUCUUGCUGCCUCUUGGAGUCGUCCUCUAUACACUCGUUGGUGGCAUCAAGGCAACGUUCCUCACUGACUACAUCCAUACCUUCGCCAUCCUCAUUUUGAGCUGUUGGUUGACAGCUAAGGUGAUCACAUCGGAAUCUGUCGGCUCAAUCGGACGCCUUUAUGAUCUGGUCGUUGACGCCCAGUCAAAUCACGUUGUUGAAGGCAACUAUGAGGGUUCUCUACUCACCAUGACCUCUCAACAGGGCAUCUACUUUGCUAUCAUCCUUCUGACCUCGAACUUCGGGGCUGUUGUUAUGGAUACGGGGUACUUUCUUAAGGCUUUCGCUGCGUCGCCGAGUGCUGUUGUCCCAGGUUAUGUCUUGGGCGGUAUCUCUUAUUUCAGCAUACCCUGGUCGCUUGGUACUAUUGUUGGGAUGGCUUCACUGGGACUCGAAGCUCUUCCUAUCUUCCCUACGUAUCCAAGACCAAUGACUGGUGCCGAGGUUACAAAUGGUCUUGCUCUGCCCUAUGUUGCUGUUGCUGUCGCUGGCAAGGGAGGCGCCGUGGCAGUCCUACUAAUGACGUUCAUGGCCGUUACGUCAACUCUAUCUGCACAGAUCCUCGCCGUUUCCUCGAUCCUUACGUUCGAUAUAUACCGCGUAUACUUCAACAGAGAAGCUUCCAAUAAGCAGGUGAUCCGAUGGGGGCACAUUGGAGUUGUUCUGUUUGGCGUUGUAGCAGCCGCCUUCACAGCCAUGUUUCAUUACAUUGGAGUGGAUAUGGGCUGGACACUCUAUAUGCUCGGAAUUCUAACGUGUCCCGGCGUUAUACCACUAAUCUUCACAAUCAUUUGGCGCAAACAGACUAAGCUUGCUGCUAUUAGCUCCGCAUUCCUAGGAAUGGCAACGGGCCUCGGGGUAUGGCUUGGCUCCGCAUAUGCCUUUUCCGGAGAAGUAACGGUCGCGUCUACGGGAGGGACCCUACCCUGUAUGUACGGCACCGUUGCAUCUUUAUUCAGUCCAUUGCUGUACAGUGUGGUGAUUACUUAUCUAAAACCUGAUAACUAUGACUGGAGCCAAUUCAAGGAACAGAGGCUGGCAGUUGAACCUGAUGAUAACUCCAGUGGAUCCGAGAGUUCUCAAAGUAAAGGGACAGAGCAAGUUACAACAGCUGAAACGGCGUCAAAUCAGACUCUUGAUGACAAUAAUCAACGCCGAUGGACUAAAUAUGCUCUAUGGUGGGCUGUUGCUACAUUUCUUGGUCACUGGGUAUUAUGGCCACUGCCAAUGUAUGCAGCGAAGUUUAUCUUCAGCAAAGAGUUAUUCACUGCAUGGAUUGUUGUGUCUCUGAUCUGGCUCUGGUGGACCCUCAUAAUGGUCGGUUUCUACCCGAUCUGGAACGGCCGUCGCCAGAUAGCCGCGGUUACACGAAGCAUUUGGAGGUCCCAGAAGUCCUAG
Messenger RNA from Fusarium redolens, 1980 nucleotides. Its product is annotated as Sodium:solute symporter family-domain-containing protein. Gene Ontology annotation, biological process: urea transmembrane transport. The transcript has 11 exons. The record is from RefSeq and is a predicted model, not a curated record. Gene Ontology annotation, molecular function: urea transmembrane transporter activity. Gene Ontology annotation, cellular component: plasma membrane. The coding region runs from base 1 to 1980 and encodes 659 amino acids. NCBI's taxonomy places the organism in Eukaryota, Fungi, Ascomycota, Sordariomycetes, Hypocreales, Nectriaceae.